This is a messenger RNA of Beta vulgaris subsp. vulgaris (sugar beet), 1795 nucleotides long. RefSeq names its product UDP-glucuronic acid decarboxylase 2. Gene Ontology annotation, molecular function: UDP-glucuronate decarboxylase activity; NAD+ binding. Gene Ontology annotation, biological process: D-xylose metabolic process. NCBI's taxonomy places the organism in Eukaryota, Viridiplantae, Streptophyta, Magnoliopsida, Caryophyllales, Amaranthaceae. The record is from RefSeq and is a predicted model, not a curated record. Gene Ontology annotation, cellular component: cytoplasm. Bases 137 to 1453 code for a protein of 438 amino acids. The transcript is spliced from 7 exons.
AACCCAAGAAAAACUUCAGACACCUUCAAAGGAAAAAAAAUUCCAGAUUUCUUCCUCCCUCCCUUUCUCAAACUCGGUAGAAAUCCCAGCCCAACUCAGCACCGAUCCGAGUUAACUGACUCCAGAGCCGAUUUCCAUGGCUUCGGAGCUGAUCUUCAGAGGCCACGAAGAAUCUCACCUGAAAUCCGAACCAUACUCACCCAAACCUCAAAAACCAUGGUUCAACGUCACUCGUCCUAUUCACUACCUUCUUCGCGAACAACGCAUCGUCUUUCUCUUUCUCGGCAUUGCCAUUGCCACUCUCAUUUUCUCUCUCCUCCCAAUCUCAACAACAACAACAACAACAACCCGCGUUGGCAACAACUAUAACAACAUGCAGGAGUCAAUCGGGGGAGAAUCGUUCCUUAGCAGCGAGUCAACUCGUAUGUUAAGUCACCGAGUUACGGAUGGAUUCCGAUCUGGGAAAGUUCCGCUGGGGCUGAAACGAAAAGGCUUGCGGAUAGUUGUGACUGGUGGGGCCGGGUUUGUCGGGUCACACCUUGUGGACCGUCUCAUUGCGAGAGGUGAUAGCGUCAUUGUAGUGGAUAAUUUCUUCACUGGGAGGAAAGAGAAUGUGAUGCAUCAUUUUGGAAACCCUAGGUUUGAGUUGAUCCGACACGACGUCGUUGAACCUUUGUUGUUAGAAGUUGAUCAGAUCUAUCAUUUGGCUUGCCCUGCUUCCCCUGUUCAUUACAAGCACAACCCCGUCAAAACUAUCAUAUCAAAUGUGGUGGGAACAUUGAACAUGCUAGGAUUAGCAAAGAGAGUAGGUGCAAGGUUUCUUCUAACAAGUACCAGUGAAGUUUAUGGUGACCCAUUGGAGCACCCUCAGAAAGAGACUUACUGGGGCAACGUUAAUCCCAUUGGUGUUCGAAGUUGUUAUGAUGAGGGAAAGCGUACGGCAGAGACAUUGGCCAUGGACUACCACCGAGGCGCUGAUGUCGAGGUGAGAAUUGCUAGGAUUUUCAACACUUAUGGGCCUCGGAUGUGCAUUGAUGAUGGUCGCGUUGUUAGCAACUUUGUUGCACAGGCGCUGAGGAAAGUUCCCAUGACUGUUUAUGGUGAUGGUAAGCAGACCAGGAGUUUCCAGUUUGUUUCUGACUUGGUUGAGGGUCUAAUGCGCCUUAUGGAAGGUGAACAUGUGGGUCCUUUUAAUCUAGGGAACCCUGGUGAAUUUACCAUGCUUGAACUUGCCAAGGUGGUCCAGGAAACAAUAGAUCCAAAUGCAAAGAUAGAAUUUAAACCUAACACAGAGGAUGAUCCCCACAAGAGGAAGCCUGACAUCUCUAAGGCGAAAGAGUUGCUCGGCUGGGAGCCUAAGAUCGCACUUCGAAAAGGUCUACCUAUGAUGGUUUCCGACUUCAGGCAGCGUAUUUUUGGUGACCAGAAGGGAGGAGAUACCACCGCGUUCUAAGAUCUCUUCGACUUUUGUGUCUUUAGGAGCGAUUCUGGCACAAAAAGAUCUCGGCUCCAUUUCUCCCCUAACUAUCUCUCUACUGUAUACCAUCGCAAGGCUCGAGUAGUAUCUCAAGGCUCAAGUAGUUGCAGAUUUGGCCCCCAAUUGGUUUCCUUUUCUCAGAGUAUAGAUAUGUAGAGUUUAUAUAGCCUUCAGCGUUUAUAUUAUAUAUUGUCCUAUUUUUGUUCCUUUUUGCUGAUAUUCAUGUAGACGCUGCAUUACUAUUCAGUAUCCAGUUUAUUUACAUCUCUGGCAGGUUAUUCUUUAAUGGGUAAUAAUAACAUAAAUCGAUUAUAGUUA